AAUUUUUUGUGUUAAUACAGGAUAAUGAGAGCAGAGAGAAAAGGGCACGACCAGAGCAGGGCACGCAAGCGAAGGCCUCUUCUGCAGUGGCUAAGAAGACGGACAACAGUGACAUGAAUGGAUUGUGCGAGUGCAAGUUUCUUUGGUGUAAAAACUGAAAACUUGGGAGCUCAUGUUACUAUUGAGGCUCUACUUAUAGAGAAAGUUUUAAUUUUUAUUGUUCUCAGUGGUGAGAAAUGUGAAUGGAAUCCACAGAGAGAGAGAGAGAGAGAGAGAGAGAGAGAGAGAGAGGGAUGAGAUUUGAGGCGGUUGGGUUGGGAUGGGAUUGGUGGGUGAAUGCGAUUCGUCAAAAGCCAUCUGUUGGUUAUUUUAUCUUGAAGAUCAAGACACAGCUGCACCUGCUGCUGCUAAGCAAAGGGAUUGGUGGCAUGUGGCUGCUUGGUUUUGGUUUUAUCAGAGAAAAAAACUCAUCAGUAAUCAAAAGCCCACAUGCAUCCAUCCAUCCAUCCAUUCAACUUUGAUGUUAUCCACAGACACCGCAGAAAAAAGAGGCCUGUUUUCUCUCUCUCUCUCUCUCUCCCUCUUUCAUACGUUCUACUUAUAUAUAUUAUGCAUUUAUCCAUUAUUUUAUUCUUCAUUUUUAAAUCCAAUUCAUGUCCUGUACACUUGUAAAUCAUCUGCUGUUGUCCUUCUAAGUUACACAGAAUUUCAUGUAAAUUUUUCCUUCUAAAUGUUUCUGCUUGGUUGAGAAUUUGCUGGUAUAUCUGUCUGCUUAUUGCUCCAAGAUUGAGUUGGUUUUGUAUGUGUAGCUUCUAUUGAUUUUCUCUGGUGGGCUAUUUGUUCAAGUUAGAGGCUUUACUUAUUCAACAUUAGCCACUGAGUUAAAGAUUUGCAACUUUGUUUGGGAAAAUGGUAAACUCAUUCAUACCUCCUAUUGAAAUGAUUAUUUUAUUUUGUGACGUGAGUGCUUGCGUAGCUGGUUAUAUGUUUUCCUCCCAUCCAUUCUGCCCUAUGUUUGUUUGGAUUUUUUUUCUUUUCUAAAUUCUUUUAUGGCAACAGACUUGGCUAUGUUCCAAUCAUGAAAUAAAACAAAAUUCUCUUGUAAAAAAUAAAAAAGUUCAGUUGUUGUAACACUGUGUCUUUGGCAUAAUUAAAGACUUCUACUUUUAUUUAGCUAACAGAUUAGAGAGUUAUUGGUUUUCAGUCUUGAAAAUUUAGAUGAAACUUGCUGCCACACUACCUGUUUACAAUGUUGCUCUGCAUAUAGUCUAAGCAGACAUUUCUGACAGAGUCAAAUAAUGCAUGGAACUAUUUGAACAGCUAUGAUGGUGUUUUCCCUUUCUUUGGGGAUUGAUUCAACCAUUAUAUAACUUCUAGUGCUAAAAAAAUUUGCCCCCAAUCUGCACCACGGUAUUUAGAUUAGAACAGACAUUGUCUGCAUGAAUUUCUGUUUUAGGUCAGUUUAUUUAUCCUAAGAUCCAUUCUUGAUUUGUUUAUGCAUACACAAGCAAGUUAUUAUCUUCUCUAGACAUCAUUUUCACUAUCAUUGCUUCCUGUAAACUCUGCUAUGAGCCAUGCCUCUGUCACCACCAAUUAGAUUAAAGAAUGGCAGUGAAAAAGUAGAUUAGAAAAGGCAGUAACAAAAGGAAAGGGAAACAAGAAAAGAAAAGAAAAAAACUAAUAAUUUGAGGGAAAGGGCUUGAGGGAGAGAGAAGGUGGACGGUAUGGAGCAUUUCUGUCUUUAACAUGCUGUGGAAUGCCUUUGCAAAAAGCCAAAAGGUCCAAGUUCUUUGUUUCAUCAACAGACUCAAAUCCUUUUGAACAACUUGUUUAAACAGAACAUUUGGAUGGUUUCCUUUUCUCACUAAAACUAGAAUUUAUAAUAGAAGGUCACAGCAGUAAUGGGGAUUCUUCUGUCAGUCCAUUGUAGGCUUUUGCUGACGUUUUUAGAGCCUGGUCCCGUUUUACUUACGGACAACAUACUAGAACACCAUAUUCAAUUUUUUUAUGCCUCAAAUGUCCUCUCUGUCUUGAGUAAUUACUUACCAGUCGAUCAGAAAAUUGAAACCCCAAAGAUCAUCCAGUAUUUGAAGGAAAAUUACUGCUAUCAAUUGAAUUUCUGUGUGUAUGUAUGUGUGUGUUUUUUUUUCAUUUUCUUGUUGCUGGUGUAUGAUAUAAGCUAAGCAGUACACUUCUUAUUUCCUGCUAGGCAUAUUUAUUGGCACACGUUAUACAACAAUUGUUUAAGGGGUGACUGUGAGCUGUGGCUUACACAUAUAUUGGGUGAAUUUAUGUCCUGGUGUUGCAUGCAUGCCAACUCCAUCUGUUAUCGUUUUACAUGGACAAUCUUCCAAAAUAUCUAAGAAUCAAUUUGAGAAAAGUAAAUAUUUUCAGCGAGCAGGCUAUGUUGAAUAAUGUCCUAGUUGUACACGGCAAAUAUCAUUGCACAAAAGAUAUGGUUGAAGUUGUAUGGCAUUAGUUUUCACACUAGACUUUGUUCUGUUAGGCUUUAUCCAUUUACCAUGAGUUGGUUGACUCUAUUUUAGUACUGAAUUAAAUGAGAACACGCAUGCUUAAUACUGAAUUAAAUGAGAGCACGCAUGUUUAAUAUUUUUCUUUCUUUUUUCUUUGUGGUGAUUUGAAUGUAGGAUAUAAUUUUAAUUCUAUAAAUUUCAUGUCACUUGAGUUAAAAUUCACGAACUACUUAAUUUAAACACCGUGUUAUGUCACUUAAGGCAAGACUUAUGCCCUACUUACCAAUUGAAUUCGCCUUAUAUAAAGUCAAUUGGUGAAGUAACAAACCUUAUAGAACUUGAUUGUUUUUCAUUCUUUUUUCUUUACGAUGAUUCAACUAUAAGAUAUUUAUCGUACUUCUAUUAAUUUCAUGUCACUUGAGCUAAAAUUCAUGAGCUACUUAGUUUGUCACCGUUAUGUCACUUAAGACUUCUAGCCUACUUACGAGCAGAAUUUUCAUUAUAUAAAGUCAUUUUUUGAAGUAGACAAGCCUUAUUAAGAUUAGAACCAGAGUGUUUUCCUAUUUUUAGUUCAGGCAGGGGGAAGAGAAAGCUUUGUUUUUUUUUUUUUUUCUGAAGAUCUGCAGGCAAUAGGAAGUUUUGUUCUUCAAAAAGAGGCUAACAUGUCUCUUUAGUGCUAAUUACAGUUGAAUAAAAGAAGGAAAACUUUUAUUAAGGUCAACCUUCCUAACUGCCCAUUUAAAGCUUGUAAUAAAACUGUAACAAAUGAGGUUUGCCAAAUCAGAGAAAAAUCCAAAAAAAUUUAAAAACCCUAGACUGUCCCCAGCUAUUUAUAACACCCAAGAGGCCCUCCGGAGAUCAACCUGUGCUUAUCUGCAGUGUACUUUGUUCUUCAGAAUACAGGAAAACCCCAUGAUUCUCCCAACCCACCCACCUCUUUCUACAUUCCAGUUACACCAAAAUUGAGAGAGAGAAAGAGAGAUGAGGCAGGGUCGAUCCUCAAAGCAAGAGACCAAAGACUUAAUGGAAUUAGGUAAACUCAGUAAGCUCAAAGAGGAGCCUCAUCAUCUCUCUGGUGCUUACAUCCGUAGCCUAGUGAAACAGCUCACCUCUUCAAGAACCAAAGACCCCAUGAACCCCAAUAAGGACCUAGACUGUGAUGCUUUGCCCAACCAAAACAUGGCCAAAUUUGGUGAAGGUUUUAUUGAAACCCAACAACAUACACAGCAACCCCACCAGCCCCAACAACACAAAAAACAAGUGAGGCGGAGGCUUCACACAAGCAGGCCUUACCAAGAGAGGCUUCUAAAUAUGGCUGAGGCUAGGAGAGAGAUUGUUACUGCCCUCAAGUUUCAUAGGGCAGCUAUGAAACAAGCCAGUGAACAACAGCAACAACAACAUCAGGACCAAGAGCAACAGCCACAAUCACAACAAUUGCAGCCUCAGCCCCACCCUUGUUUUGAACAAGAAGGGAGAACUAAAUCUAGGAGAAAUCCUAGAAUUUACCCAUCAAGCACAGCCAAUUAUCCUGAAACUCUGCCCUUCCCAUCUGACUUUUCUCAUCAUCAAUAUCCCUCUGUUCCAAAUCCAUAUUCCUGGACUGCUUCCACAAUUGCUCUUCCACCUGAAAAUUUUGAUUUCACACUUCCAAACCAGACUCUUGGCCUGAACCUCAAUUUUCAAGAUUUCAACAAUAUAAACACUACCCUUUACCACAGCAGCAACAGCCCACCAUUUUACUCAACCUCAGCCUCAUCUCCAUCAUCAUCUUCUUCCCCAGGUCUCUCUGUUGCUACUGAUCAGGAAAUUCCUGGCUCAGCUGCAAUUUCACAGAUGGAAGUGGAGGCUCCUGCAGUGACUGAUGUCACUGACUCUGGCAUCACAAUCAGUGGUGGAGGAGGCUUGCAUGCAGCAAUGGAUGAUGAGGAGAUGGCAGAGAUCAGAUCAAUAGGAGAGCAACACCAGAUGGAAUGGAAUGACACCAUGAAUUUGGUAACGUCAGCAUGGUGGUUUAAGUUCUUGAAGACCAUGGAACUUGGGGGUCCAGAAGGCAAGCCUGAAGAUGAUAAUGUGUGGUACCAUCCAUUUGAUGAAGCCAUGGAAUUUCCAGCCUGGUUGAGUGCAAAUGAGAGCUGUUUUCAACAUCAUUUGAAUGAUUACUACUCAGAGGACUAUUUUCAAGAUCCUGCCUUGCCUUGCAUGGACAUUGGAGAAAUUGAAGGUAUUGAUGGGGAGUGGUUAGCUUGAGCAUGACAAGGAUUGAUGUUUUUUUAGUGAAUCAAAUCUUUGGCUCUUGUUCUUUCUUUAUUAAUUCUUUAAAUAUUUUUUCUUUUCUUUUUCUUCUAGUUUCCUUUUCAUCUUUGAGGACAUAAUAAAGGCUUGCAAAAAAUAUAUAGCAGGCAGGCGAUAGAGGAAAAUAAUGAAGGAAGAGAAGGGAGUGUGCCUUGUCUCCUUUCUCAGCUUGAUAGAUUGAGAAACUUUUACAAAGCUUUCCUCAAUAUUUUUAAGUUUCAGGGAUUUGCUUCAUAUGAUAUUUGAGAAUAUUUGAUUUCUAUCAUACAGCUUUCAGUCAAUGAUUGAUGAGAAAAAAAAAAUAAGAAUUUGAGAAUUUUGUCUGCUUCUACAAAUAAAAAUUGUGAUGAGGACUCACAAUUUGGCUCUCCUAGUUGUAUUUCUGUUCUUUAAGCAGAGUUCAUGUGGAUUGAAUUUGAACCACAUUUGCAGGACAAAUUAUAAAUAAUGUAACUCACAGUGUUCCAUACAA
Prunus dulcis (almond) is the source of this 5238-nucleotide messenger RNA. RefSeq names its product transcription factor btd. The transcript is spliced from 2 exons. The record is from RefSeq and is a predicted model, not a curated record. NCBI's taxonomy places the organism in Eukaryota, Viridiplantae, Streptophyta, Magnoliopsida, Rosales, Rosaceae. Bases 3456 to 4721 code for a protein of 421 amino acids.